CCUGCCCCGGAAGCCGCCGCAGCGAGAAAGAGACUCCGGGAGAGGAAGACUGUGACUCGGGCCCAGGGGCCACAGACAUCGGACACAGGCCCGGGGCAGAACAAGAGGCCGUGGACUUUACAAUGUCCUCCUUGGCAUGUGGUUGCCCCCAUCUUGAGUCUCUGGGCGAGGUGACCAAAGAAGAGCUCAUUCAGAAAUCUCACGGCAGCUGCCAAGACUGCAAAGUCAGGGGACCAAACCUUUGGGCUUGUUUGGAGAAUGGCUGUUCCUACGUUGGCUGCGGAGAGUCGUACGUGGACCAUAGCACUACUCAUUCUCAGGACACCAAACAUUGCCUCACUGUGAACCUCACCACGCUGCGAGUCUGGUGCUACACCUGCAGUAAAGAAGUGUUCCUGGAUCGGAAGCUGAACGCGCAGUCUCCGAGCGCCAAACCUCAGGAUAACAACCCCGUGCAGGAAUCAAGGAUGACAUCAAACCUGACUCUAAAAACACCCCCCGCAGUGAUUUACGAGAACCUGGACAUAGAACUGGAAGAAGAAGACGAGCUCAAGACCCGAGGUCUCACUGGACUGAAGAACAUCGGAAACACUUGUUAUAUGAACGCCGCCCUGCAGGCUCUGUCCAACUGCCCCCCCCUCACACACUUCUUCCUGGACUGCGGUGGAUUGGCGCGCACCGACAAAAAGCCAGCGCUCUGUAAAAGCUACCAGAAGCUGAUGUCUGAAAUCUGGCACAGAAACCGGCCUGGCUCUGUCAUUCCUACUAAUCUGUUCCAAGGCAUAAAAACAGUAAACCCAACUUUCCGUGGCUAUUCCCAGCAGGAUGCCCAAGAAUUCCUUCGCUGUUUGAUGGACGUAUUACACGAAGAACUCAAGGAGCAAAUGUUUGAGGCAGAAGAGGAUCCUCAGCCCGGCAUCUUGGAGGAGAUCAUGGAAGAGGAGAAGAACCAGUCGGACAACGACUUUCAGUCCUGCGAGUCCGGUUCCAGCAGUGACCACAACGAGAACGAAAGUCGGAAGUUAUCGGAGGAACUUUCAGAAUCUGCCAUGUUAAUCCAGGAGGACCAAAAGGAGCAGGAACCGGUGAAAUCCUGGCAGAAAGAAAAGAAGAACUUCAACAACCUAAGUCAGAACAACUGCCUGCAAGAUCUGGAGAAGAACCUCGAGAGCUUAGUGGAGGACAAUGAGUAUUCCUCUCAAGGAACAGUCAAGGUCCAGAUCCAGAGUCGAAUAUCAGACUACGCUACAGAAGUCAUCAUGAAUGACCUGUCUGCCUCUCAGACGCCCUUACUCAGUGAAGGCUCAGCUCCUCACUUGUCAAGCAGUCCUCCAAAAUCCAGAUCUCUUUGGACAAGCCAUAAAAAAGCUCCUACAGUUUGCCUUCCUAAGAAGAAGAGGCAGAAGAAGUAUCGCAGUGUGAUCUCCGAUGUCUUUGACGGGACCAUUGUGAGCUCAGUGCAGUGUCUGACGUGUGAUAGGAUCUCUGUAACACUGGAAACAUUUCAGGACCUUUCCCUCCCGAUCCCGGGGAAGGAAGAUCUGGCUAAGUUGCAUUCAUCAAGCCAUCAGACCUCUUUAGUUAAAGCGGGCUCAUGUGGGGAGGCGUAUGCACCUCAAGGAUGGAUAGCUUUCUUCUUGGAAUAUUUUAAGAGCUGGUUCUGGGGUCCCACGGUUACACUACAAGAUUGCCUCGCAGCUUUCUUUGCCAGAGACGAACUUAAAGGUGACAACAUGUACAGCUGUGAGAAAUGCAAAAAGUUAAGAAAUGGCGUCAAAUUUUGCAAAGUGCAGAAAUUUCCUGAGAUAUUGAGCAUACAUCUCAAGAGGUUCCGACACGAGCUCAUGUUCUCCACCAAAAUCGGGACCCAUGUAUCUUUCCCAUUGGAAGGUCUCGACCUGCAGCCGUUCCUUGCAAAGGACAGCCCAAGUCAGAUAGUCACCUAUGACCUUUUGUCUGUCAUCUGCCACCAUGGCACUGCCAGCAGCGGCCAUUACAUCGCCUAUUGUCGCAACAACCUGAACAAUCUUUGGUAUGAAUUUGACGACCAGAGCGUCACAGAAGUGUCUGAGGCCACCGUGCAGAACGCUGAGGCUUACGUCCUCUUCUACAGAAAGUCAAGUGAAGAUGCCCAGAAGGAGCGGAGACGCGUGACAAGUCUGCUGAACCUGACAGAACCCAGCCUCCUGCAGUUCUACAUCUCACGCCAGUGGCUCAAUAAGUUUAAGACGUUUGCAGAACCUGGGCCCAUAUCAAAUAAUGACUUCCUCUGCGUGCAUGGCGGUCUUCCACCACGUAAGGCUGGCCUGAUUGAAGACCUUGUGGUGAUGCUGCCACAGAACAUAUGGGAUUAUUUAUAUGGCAGAUUUGGAGGGGGCCCAGCUGUGAACCACCUCUAUGUGUGUCACACCUGUCAGAAUGAACUGGAGAAGAUCGAAAAAAGGCGGAAAAUGGAACUGGAGACGUUUAUUCGGCUAAAUAAAGCUUUCCAAGAAGAGGACUCUCUGGCUGUUAUUUACUGCAUCAGCAUGCACUGGUUCCGGGAGUGGGAAGGGUUCGUAAAGGGCAAGGACGUCGAUCCUCCUGGAGCAAUAGAUAAUUCAAAAAUAGCCGUCGCAAAGUGCGGGCAUAUAACUCUGAAGCAAGGAGCGGAUUCUGGGCAGAUAUCAGAAGAAACUUGGCAUUUCCUCCACUCCAUCUACGGCGGUGGUCCCGAGAUCACCCUAAGACAAACUGUCCCUGUCGCCGAAGCCGGCCAGUCGGAGGAGAAGAUUGACGUAGAGACGCGGAAUGUAUAACCUGCUUUCUUGGCGCUGGCGUCCUGUCCCUGGAGUCGCUAAUCUGUGGCGGGUUCUUGAUUUUGACCUCUGACAUUCCUUCACUAUACAUUUAGAAGCGUUUAUCGUUCUUUUCGGCUGUGAUUUUAAGUGUCCUAUUUAUGUUUUCUAUGAGAGCGAGGGGAGAACAUGGAGUCUUUUUUUUUUUUUUUCUUUUUCAUUUCGGACGACCUAUGGAAACGUUUAAUUCUUUUUAAUCUUCCUUUUAAUCCUGCCGACUUGUAAAUAAUAUCCGAACCGCGUCCUUGGCUGCGGAGAGCUGCAGAGGCCACGCAUGAAACCGACUCCUCCAUGCCUUGUGCUCUCUCCCUUUGGGCGUUCCCCGGUCCUAUCCCAUGUUGUCAGGACGUUUUGAGGACAUGCCCCCCCCCCCCCUUAUAUUUGAUUUUUUUAAUAUAUAUUAUUUAAGUCACUGCACCUUUUCUUGGGGUGUGCCGUGCAGACAAGAGAAGCACUUUUUUUCGAUUAACUACAGGUAAAGUCUAUGCCUCUGUCCUUCCCCGUGUACCCGAUCAAAUAGUAUUUUUCUAUAGAGUUAUGAAUUGGUGCCAGGAUUGACGAUGGGGCUCCACGUACUCGUCAGGUUUGAGGGGCCCCUGUGGUCCCGAGGAGCAGAUGAAGGAUUCGCUGGUUACCUGGCAGCUGUUUUUUAUUUUGUAUGUUCUGGCGCAUGGCAUGCUCCGACGUGACGAAAUGCUUUUAUUUUGGUAAUGAUCUUAGUCGACGCUCCAGGAAGCGCUGUCCGUAUAUUUAUAGAAUUCAGGUUGUUUUUACUGGUUUCCCAAUGGCGUUCUCCGUAAGCUGAGAUCUGCUUAGCCCCGAAGAGCACAGGUUCAUAAAGGAGUGACUCCCCACCCCCACAAAAUGGACCAGUUUAGAAUAAGGGUACCUGGACACGGUUGAACGCGGAGAAAGUCCACCCCAAUUUCCGUGCGUUUCUGCACCCAAAAAAUCCCAAACCUGCUAUUUCUAAUUGCAUUUUUUUGGUGCAGAUCUCACCCUUCGUUUGAAAAAAGGGUGAAAACCGCAAACCUAAAUCGACAUGCUGCAGAUUUGAAAAUCCGCACCGCAGGUCAAUUUCAGCGUAGAUAAGAAUUGUCUUUCUGCAUGGGAAUCCGCAGCGUGUGCAGGUACCCUUAGGCUAAAUGCAUACGAUCAGGAUUGUGUGCGGAGAAUCGGCGCCGUAGGUUAUGCACAUUGUAUUCUAUGAGAAUUUAAAAUUCUCAUGCACACGAUGCAGAUUUUAAAAUCCCCAACAUGUCAAAUUAUUUAAUUUUUUUUCCAUUCACUUAAAUGGGGGAGAGGAAAAUCCGCACUAAUUGAUUGUCCGCACAUGAAUCCUGAACGUGUGCAUUUACCCUAAGGAAGCACAAGCAGAACCAGUCUGAAGUCCACCCGAAAGCACAAACGAUCGUUUAUGGUCGCUAAAUAAAAACCAUUUGUACAAAGGUUGGUGAUUGUCGCUGAUGUAGAGUAGUUUGCAUUUGUCUAGUUGCAGCAUUUAGAAUAAUACAUUUUGCUGAGACCGCCAGUAAAGUCAGUGGAGCA
This is a messenger RNA of Bufo gargarizans (Asiatic toad), 4385 nucleotides long. It is a transcript of the gene USP33, whose product is annotated as ubiquitin specific peptidase 33. Lineage: Eukaryota; Metazoa; Chordata; Amphibia; Anura; Bufonidae. The record is from RefSeq and is a predicted model, not a curated record. The transcript has 24 exons. Gene Ontology annotation, biological process: protein deubiquitination. Gene Ontology annotation, molecular function: cysteine-type deubiquitinase activity; zinc ion binding. The coding region runs from base 123 to 2798 and encodes 891 amino acids.